This is a messenger RNA of Humulus lupulus (European hop), 1873 nucleotides long. RefSeq lists its product as uncharacterized. The record is from RefSeq and is a predicted model, not a curated record. Gene Ontology annotation, molecular function: zinc ion binding. The transcript is spliced from 2 exons. Lineage: Eukaryota; Viridiplantae; Streptophyta; Magnoliopsida; Rosales; Cannabaceae. Bases 59 to 1705 code for a protein of 548 amino acids.
AGUUGGGAAAGUUUUUUAGAACAAGUUAGAGUUGAAGACGAAGGCACACUUGUAUGCAAUGAAGCAGAACUUCGAGUUUGUAGUGAAGAAGUCAGGUACUGAAGUUUGGUAUAUCACUUGCAAGGAUCCUGAUUGUGGGUGGAGAUUGAGGGGGAAGAGAAUUCCUAAAUCUGAUAUGUUCGAGAUAACUCGUUUCACCAACAAGCACACUUGCUCACUUGACCUCCGACAUAAAGGCCAUCGCCAAGCUGCACCUUGGGUUAUUGGUCAUUGCAUAAAGAAAAAAUAUCAGACUGGAUCGAAUGCGUACAUGGCAAACAACAUAAGAGAGGACAUUAAGAAUGAUUAUGGCAUUGAGUUGUCAUAUGGAAAAGCUUGGAGAUGCCGAGAGAAGGCUCUUUCUUAUGUCAGAGGGACACUGGAAGCAUCCUACCAGAAGUUACCAUCGUACCUGUUCAUGCUUCAACAGAAAAAUCACGGGACGUUGACAGAUUUUGUCACUGAGGAAGAUCGAUUCAAAUAUUGCUUUUUCUCACUCGGAGUUAGUAGAAGAGGGUUUCGUACAUGUCGUCCUGUGUUAUGUGUGGACGGUACCUUUUUAAAGACAAAAUACGGUGGGCAGAUGUUAUGUGCAGUCGCACUGGAUGCAAAUAACCAUCUAUAUCCAGUUGCAUUUGGUAUUGUGGAUAGUGAGAAUCAUGAUUCUUGGAAGUAUUUCAUGUCAAAGCUAAAAGAAGCGAUUGGGGAAGUCGAGGACCUGGCGUUUGUAUCUGAUAGGCAUGCAAGUAUUACACAUGCCUUGGAAACUAUUUUCCCCGAUGCCUAUCACGGUGUUUGCUACCACCACAUUAGUAUGAAUGUGGUUGCUAAAUUCAAGACUGAUCAUUGUCAUGUGUUGAUGUAUAAUGCGGCAUAUGCUUUUAGGAAAUUCGAGUUCCACGCUAACUUCGAAAAAAUCAAAUCAAAAGACCCAGCCAUUGCUCAAUACCUAGAAGGAAUGGGUUUUGAUAAGUGGUCCCGUGCUUACUUUCCUGGAAAUAGGUAUAAUAUAAUGACAAGCAAUUACGCUGAAAGUUUCAACAAUAAGACCCGGGACGCUAGGAGCUUUCCGAUAACUACAUUCGUCGAAUUUAUUCGCUUCACACUACAGUCCUGGUUCUGUAAUAGGAGAGAAACUAGCGAGAAGACAACUACCACUCUUGCACCGACCUAUGAGAAAAAUUUGGUGGAUAUGGCUGAGAAAGCUCGAUUCUUGAUUCCUUAUGCAAUAGGGAGGCAUGAGUUCCAUGUGUUAGAUGGUGAGUUGAAUGGUGAAGUCGACCUCCUGAAUAAGACAAGCACAUGCGGCGUGUUUCAGAUUAUUGGUAUCCCAUGUGCUCAUGCACUAUCUGGAUCCCUUAAGCGAGGGGUGAACUUUUAUUCGUUGUGUUCAGAUUACUAUAAAAUUGAGACAUGGAGGUCCUCUUACACAGAAUCUAUAUAUCCUACUGGUAACGAGGAAGAGUGGAUUGUUCCACAUGACAUUAUGACAAUAACAGUGAGAGCACCUGCGCAGAAAAACCCGGUUGGUCGUCCAAAGAAGAAACAAGGUAGGCCUAAGACGAAACGCCAUCCUUCCAAUGGAGAUAAAUUGGUUGUUCCACGUAAGUGCAGCACUUGUGGAGGUCUAGGCCAUAAUAGGGCAACUUGUAAAGUUCGUGUUUGAAAUUUAUGGCAUCAAUGUUAAACUUUUUAUUUGGGUACUAAUGGUCUUUGUUACUCUUUUUAUUUGUGUAUUGAUGGACUUUGUUACUCUUUUUAUUUGUGUAUUAAUGGACUUUGUUACUCUUUAUAUUUGUGUAUUAAUGGACUUUGUUAAUCGAAACGACAUUUU